Messenger RNA from Salmo salar (Atlantic salmon), 6629 nucleotides. Its product is annotated as disks large homolog 4. Gene Ontology annotation, cellular component: postsynaptic density membrane; neuron projection; neuromuscular junction. The record is from RefSeq and is a predicted model, not a curated record. Gene Ontology annotation, biological process: chemical synaptic transmission; embryo development; AMPA glutamate receptor clustering. NCBI's taxonomy places the organism in Eukaryota, Metazoa, Chordata, Actinopteri, Salmoniformes, Salmonidae. Gene Ontology annotation, molecular function: protein kinase binding; ionotropic glutamate receptor binding.
AUCUCAGUGAGCACAGGACAAGGGUAAAGAGACAGGGGAUAUUCGCUCAGGAGAGGGAGACUACAGCGGGCUGUUGUAAAGCGGAGGAUGGAGCUCGAAGGGAGACACCGGUCGCGCUCCUCAGAAUAACCCAUUUUAGAUCAGAACGAGAUAUCCAGAUGUCGAAUGUGUUUUUAGCUUGUUUUCCCAAAUUAGAUGCAGCCAUAUUCAGUUCGAUCUGAAUGGCAAAUACGUAGCCCGGUCGUAGGCUAUUCGUAGGCUUGGCUAUUUUGACAGCUGUUAAAAAUAGCGCUAUUGCUCAUAUUUGAACAGUAGCCUGAUUAUCAGACCGACAGGUAGGCUAUACAAUCCCACUCAAACCGCCGUGUUGGGGAUUCCUCAAAUGACCGACUCCACACUUGGAUUACACAGCAGAGCAGGGGGUGGAAGAAACAUUGUCGCCGGAGUCCAAACUCUCUCCCGUUUCUCCAGAGUUAUUUUGGUACCCAGCCCGGGACUGUGGCUCCCCCGGAUUUAAAAGUGUUUGUCUGGCUUUGAAUGUAAAGCUAUCUGCGUUCCCAGCCCAAUGCUUGAUAUCAGGGGUAUUGUUGAGAUUUUUGUCUUUCUAUUGUUGAAGUAGGCUGGCCUAAUUUUGCAAUAUCUGAAAGUGCAUGUUUAGUAUGAGGUUAUGUUACAAGUAUUUUUCACUUAUAUCGAGAUAUUCCCAGACUAUACCGACAUUCCUAAUAAUGUUGUCAUGUGGCAGACAAACUGCCUUGAUAUAAUAUGGGUUAAUGAAUUUGUCAUAUUUUUUUGAGAGGAAACGCCCCUUGAGAGCACCUCCUCUCUUCUCUCUCUGCCACCCACUUAUCCGGCUCGUCCAUCAUUUUGGGAGGUGAACGGUGUUUGUUAGGUUCCCCACGGCGGCUCAGUGUUCAGCACUCAGGCAGGAUGUUCGUCUCCGUGUGGUAUGCCAAAAAAAUGGGCCGGCGGUUCAUCAACAACGUCCGGAAAGCCAAGAAGCAUCCGCACCAUAUAAUGGGAAAUUCUCCUCCAGUGGUGGUGAACACUGACACGCUUGACGGCUCCCCAUACGUCAAUGGGACAGAGGGGGAAAUUGAGUAUGAAGAGAUUACACUGGAAAGAGGUAACUCAGGCCUGGGCUUCAGUAUAGCUGGGGGGACAGAUAACCCUCAUGUUGGUGAUGACCCCAGCAUCUUCAUCACCAAGAUCAUCCCUGGAGGAGCUGCGGCCCAGGACGGACGGCUGAGUGUGAAUGACAGUAUCCUGUUUGUGAAUGAUGUUGAUGUGAGGGAGGUGACCCACAGUCUGGCAGUGGAAGCUCUGAAGGAGGCGGGAGCCAUCGUCCGCCUCUACGUGCUCCGCAGGAAACCAGCCGCAGAGAAAGUCACCGAGAUCAAACUCAUCAAAGGGCCGAAAGGUCUAGGUUUCAGCAUCGCUGGAGGGGUGGGUAACCAGCACAUACCAGGAGACAACAGCAUCUAUGUCACUAAGAUCAUCGAGGGCGGGGCUGCUCACAAGGACCAGCGGCUGCAGAUAGGGGAUAAGAUACUGGCGGUGAACAGUGUGUGUCUGGAGGACGUGAUGCAUGAGGAUGCAGUGGGAGCCCUGAAGAACACAGCCGAGGUGGUUUACCUCAGGGUGGCCAAGCCUAACAACCUCUACCUGAACUCCUACAACCCGCCAGACCUUACCAGCACUUACUCCGCUCACAUGGACACAGAUCUUGGCCACCCCACCUACCUUGGAUCAGAUUACCCACAAGCCCUCACUCCCACGUCACCCAGUCGCUUCUCUCCAGUGUUGCACAGCAUGAUGGGGGAUGAAGACCUUCCCAGUCUCCUUCUUCCCCUCCAUUUCUCCUCGUCUCUCCCUGACCCUCCGUCCCUCCCCUUCUCCCCUGCUCUCUCUGUCAGGGAGCCUAGGAGAGUGCUGAUCCACCGGGGUUCUACAGGCCUGGGUUUUAACAUCGUGGGAGGAGAGGAUGGAGAGGGGAUCUUCAUCUCCUUCAUCCUGGCAGGGGGGCCUGCCGACCUCAGCGGGGAGCUGCGCAAGGGCGACCAGAUCCUCAGCGUGAAUGGAGUGGACCUGCGUAUCGCCACCCAUGAGCAGGCUGCGGCAGCCUUGAAGAACGCUGGCCAGACUGUCACCAUCAUCGCCCAGUACAGACCAGAGGAGUACAGCCGUUUCGAAGCGAAGAUCCACGACCUGAGGGAACAGCUGAUGAACAGCAGCAUGGGUUCUGGUCAGACGACACUGAGGAGCAACCCCAAGAGAGGCUUCUACAUCAGGGCCCUGUUUGACUAUGAUAAGACAGCAGACUGUGGUUUCCUGAGCCAGGCGGUGGGCUUCAGGUUUGGUGACGUGCUCCAUGUCCUGGACUGUGGUGAUGAGGAGUGGUGGCAGGCCAGGCGGGUCAGUCCGCAGACAGACGUUGAGGAGGUUGGCUUUAUUCCCAGCAAACGCAGGGUAGAAAGGAAAGAGUGGUCUCGCAUGGGCACCAAAGAGAGGGAUCACAGUCGGGACAGCCUCGGAUCUCAAGGGAGGGACGAUUCUCAACACAGCUAUGAAACAGUGACACAAGUAGAGGUGCAUUAUGCCAGGCCCAUCAUAAUAUUGGGUCCCAUAAAGGACAGGGUAAAUGAUGACCUGCUGUCGGAGUUCCCUGACAAGUUUGGAUCUUGUGUCCCUCACACCACGCGGCCCAAGCGGGAGUACGAGGUGGACGGGCGGGACUACCACUUUGUGUCGUCACGGGAACAGAUGGAGAAGGACAUCCAGAGCCACCGCUUCAUCGAGGCGGGCCAGUACAACAGCCACCUAUACGGCACCAGCGUCCAGAGCGUGAGAGAGGUGGCGGAGCAGCAGGGGAAACACUGUAUACUGGACGUGUCGGCCAAUGCUGUCCGCAGACUACAGGCCGCUCAGCUACACCCCAUCGCCAUCUUCGUCCGGCCCAAGUCACUGGAGAAUGUCCUAGAGAUCAACACUCGUCUGACAGAAGAGCAGGCCAGGAAGGGCAUGGACCGUGCUCUCAAACUGGAACAGGACUUCAUAGAGUGCUUCUCAGCUGUGGUGGAAGGUGACAGCUUCGAGGAGGUUUACCACAAGGUGAAGACGGUGAUCGAGGAGCAGUCGGGGCCUUACAUCUGGAUCCCCACCCGGGAGAGGCUGUGAGGCUGCCCCAUAAUCCACCUCCACCCCCCCCCCCCCCACCCCCCCCAACCACCCUCAGCCAGUCUGCCCUCCAGCCCAACCAGCGCUCAGAGAGACAGAGAGAGACACAGAGAGACACUAAGGCAGACACACACACACACACACACACACACACACACAAACAAACACAAACACACACAGGGGGACACGUGAAGAUAGAGACACAUAAUCACACAGAGAGAGAGACACAGAGUAAUACUAAAAGACAGACACAGGUAUAGAAACCCAGAGAAACAGGUAAGGACAGUAUUUAAUCAGUAUUCAUAUAUAAUCCAUGUGUGGUGAGUACUGAGCGAGACAGAGAGGUGACCAAGUUGGGCGUGGCAAGGCAGGGCGGUGGGCGUCCCCAGGAUAAGCACAGGGUAACGGAUCGCCAUCUCCCCCUCUCCGUCUCCCUCAGUCUCAUUGGCUGCCUAUGACAUCCCCACUGACAAACAGGCGGGCAAAACCAUCAGCGGCCCCUCCGAUCCCUCCUUUUUUUAUAUCCCUUUGCCUCCUCUCCUCCUCCUGUCAACUCUCUCUCUCCAUUCAGGACAUGAAACGGAGAGAGAGAGAGAGAGAGAGAGAGAGAGAGAAGGAGUGCAUAGACUAUGGAGGGACACACAGAUCAUAUUGAGUCCCUCUGACCCGGAGGAGGCUCUAUUCUAGUGAAAAGGCUUUGCUCCGUGUAUGAACAACUAGGAACAUCAUCCCACUAACCAAGACUGGCAUUCGCUCAAUCACCCAUGAAUAGCAUUUGCGAGGGCAUUUUUCAAAAGCAGCUCAAAUAUAAACUCAAAUUCUGAAUUUGUGCAUGCGUCCUCAAAGACAACAGAUAUGGGAGUUGAGGAAAAUGGUGGAUAAUAAGAAGAAAGGAUGUAGAAGAAGAAGAGGAGAAACCCGUUUCCCCCUCCAUGUUGAUGGGCGGGGAGUUUCUAGCAUGUCUCAGCAGAGAGAGGAGCAGAGCGGUACAGAUGGAGAAAGAGGGGCUAACUCACUGUGUGCAUAGACAAUGGAAGACCUCGUGUAUAACCUCUGGGUCUCUUCUGUAAGGCACACACAGUCAGCCGUACAGCAGGGCCAUUCUAAAUCCACCCGGCUCUUCUCCAGAAGCACUGGGCGGUCUGCCCUGUUUGUAACGACCAGGCAGAUUCCAUGCUGAAUGUUCUCUUAAGGCACAACAGCAGAGUCCUUAGCUUCAGCGCUUUAGUGUUAAGAGCACCACAGCCAAUUCUCUGAUCACUCUUCCAAAUAGACCCUCAACAACCCACACACAGUGUUCUCACUGGCCUGUGUGUGUGUGUGUGUGUGUGUGUAUGUAUGUGUGUGUGUGUGUGUGUGCGUGUGUGUGAGUGUGAGUGUGUGUGUGGACUGUGUGAGGAUUAAAUCUCUCUUCCUCUCUACCACUCUUUCUCUGCCUCUUUCUUUCACUCUCUCUUUCUUUCCUCACAAAUUAAGGCUACGUAUAUAUAACACGUUUAACAGACAAAAAGGCCUAUACAAAUAUAUAUUUUUAAUGACGAUUUAUAACAGGAGUUAGAGCCUGUAAAAUGUAAUAUCUCUUCAACAAUAUUCUAUUGCUUUGUUUGGGUAAACUUUCUCUUGUGUUUGGGGAUUUGUUUUGGUCCUUGACCAUCGAUUUGCCCUGCCACAACACACAGUCCUGACACACAAACACACAAAGAAACACAUAAUAACUGAGGUAUAACUGAGAUAUAACUGAGAAAUAACUGAGGUAUAACUGAGGUAUAACUGAGGUAUAUCUGAGAUAUGACUGAGCUAUAACAGAGCUAUAACAGAUAUAUCUGAGAUAUAACAGGUAUAACUGAGCUAUGACUGAGCUAUAACUGAGCUAUGACUGAGCUAUAACAGAGCUAUAACAGAUAUAUCUGAGAUAUAACAGGUAUAACUGAGCUAUAACUGAGCUAUAACUGAGCUAUAACUGAUAUAACUGAGCUAUAACUGAGCUAUGACUGAGCUAUAUCUGAGCUAUAACUGAGCUAUGACUGAGCUAUGACUGAGCUAUAACUGAGCUAUAACUGAGCUAUAACUGAGCUAUAUCUGAGAUACAACUGAGAUAUAACUGAGCUAUAACUGAGCCUCAGUGCAGCAUGUGUAUUAUCUUCUCCAGUUACACAUCUCACUUCCUGUGGCUAGAGUGUUUUGAGUUGAGGUACAGUAGCUAUAUAAUACACUAGUCCAAUCUUAUGGAUGGGGUAAGGUGGUGUGUGUGUGUGUGUGUGUGUGUAUGCGUGUGCAUGUGUAUGUGGGCGGUUGUGCAUGUGAAUGGGUGGGUAUGCAAAUGUGUGUGCUUGCGUGUGUGAGUUCCAGGCUCAUGAGAUUUGGUGCAAUAGUGUAAUGAUGAUAUGCAAUGAGACUGGGUUUGGGUGUCUUCGAAGAUAUAUAAUAAUACGUUAUAGGUAUGAUAUAUAAGUAUAAUAAUAUGUUUGCACUGACAGCAUUAAUACAGGUUUUAAUAGGGGGAGUGAGAAUAAGACAAAAUAAAAUAUGGAUUCCAGGGGUUUACAGACACUCGUUUGUAUUUUUAACCAUUUGUUUAGAACUUUUGAUUUGACGUUUAAAGAGUGAAGUUACUGGUGGAAGUGACCGUUCAUAUUUAUUGUUCUUUUAUUUCGGCUCACUUGCUUUUCCCAGUGAGAGAUGGAAAGUAGUAAUGUUUUGGAUUGAUUAUUUAUUAUUAAGUGCUCUCACUGUUUCAGUUUUAUUCACUUAGAAGUCUGUAUAUUCUAAUUUGUAUCAUUUUUUUUUUUUUUUUACUUAAAGAAAUCUCAGUUUUUGGGGACUGGCCAGAACUGUUGUAAAUACAGAGAUGUGUGGGGUGUGGGACGCUCUUGCAAUGCAUACUGCUCAUUGGACAUUAGAGAAACCAUCAGUCUCAGCACUGGGACCUGAGCCCACAGCCCUACUACCCCCUCUAAUACACAGGAACACAUCACUUUGAGUGGGUCUCACACACACACACACACACACACACACACACACACACACACACACACACACACAAGGCUAAGAUAUCAGCACUUCUUAUUCUCUCUCUCUCUCACACACACACACACACACACACACACACACACAAACAUACACAAGCACACACAUUCUACAUGAAUGGAAUAAUAGUAUGUUAUUAAUUUCUUUAUUUGAAAAAUCAAAUGUAUUUCUUAUUCUCUGUCUCAGACAUCCAUAUCAUAGUGUGAUACUCCUAAACAAAAUAUAUAUACAUUUUUACUGAAUAGACUGAUGAUAAAAUUACAUCGAAGUCAACUGAUGCAGAACAUAUGUUUAAAAUGAUUUAUCUUGCAAAAGAUAUUUAACAAUGACAAUAUCAAGCAAACUAAUAUGUUUCAUUUAAGUGAAUCGCUUGUUGUAAAUUAGCUAUAAAGACAAGACAAUUAAUUAAAAUAAGCUUUCUGGAA